GAGCCGUAGUGUGGGUUGAGUCCAAUUACAUCACCCCACAGUGAUAAAAAAAAAAAAGCGCUGGAGCUCACCGGGGUAAACUAAGACAACCUCUGACACAAAACUCGAGAGGCUACUCCUCGAGCUCAGUGAGGCGCGUGAGGACACGAGCUGAACUAAUGGACAUACUUUCCUCCAAAGACAUGAAGAGACCCAGGGCUCUGUGCCGCAGCAUAAAGCUGUUUGUCCUGUGCCAUGGCCUCCUGCAGUUCUCUCAGCUGCUGUACAGCUCCUACUUCAAGAGCACUAUCAGCACAAUCGAGAGACGCUACGGACUCAGCAGCUACUCCUCAGGAACCAUUUCCUCUCUGCACGAGAUCAGUAACAGCGUGCUGAUCGUAUUCGUCAGCUACUUUGGAAACCGGGUCCACCGUCCUCGCAUCAUUGGAAUCGGCGGCUUCCUGAUGGCUGUCAGCGCCAUGAUGCUGACCUUACCUCACUUCUUAUCGCAGCCCUACGAAUACGACUCUGUUUUACACAAUCGCCACGACAUUUGCAACCUGCAGAGGAACUCGAGCAACCCGGAGUCUUGCGGCCUCGACGGGACCAGGCGUCUGACCGACACCAACACCCUGUGGCUGAUCAUGUCCAGCGCUCAGCUGCUGUUCGGCAUCGGCUCGGUGCCCAUCCAGCCGUUUGGGAUCUCCUACAUUGAUGACUUUGCUGGGCCUGGAAACUCCCCUCUGUACAUAGCCAUCCUGUUUGCAGUCUCUGUAUUUGGGCCUGCCGUUGGAUACCUGCUGGGCUCAGUCAUGCUGCGGAUCUAUGUGGACGUGGACAAAAUUGGAUUAGGAAAUGAACAGGAGCUGAGACCGACAGAUCCCCGCUGGGUCGGGGCCUGGUGGAUGGGCCUGCUCAUCACCUCCGGCUGCCUGGUUCUCACCUCCAUCCCCUACUUCUUCUUCCCUCGCAGAAUGCCUUCAGAUGAUAAAGUGAUUGGGGGUGAAACUGACAUGGAGGAUGACUUCAAGAAGCCAGAAGUCUCUUUACUGGAUUUCCUGAAAAUGUUCCCCAGGAUGUUUGUCCACCUCCUGUUGAGUCCUCUCUUCCUGAUGCUGGUCCUGGCCCAGUGCUGCUUCUCUUCGGUGAUCGCAGGUCUUGCUACGUUCCUCAACAAGUUCCUGGAGCGACAGUACAGCGCUUCGCCGGCGUACAGCAGCAUGCUAGUGGGUGCUGUGAAUCUGCCUGCUGUAGCAGUAGGGAUGCUGCUAGGCGGCAUCAUCAUGAAGAGGGCAGGUCUCUCACUGAAGACCAUCCCACGCUUCUCUGUGGCCAUGCUGACCACGUCCACCCUCCUCUUUGUCCCUCUCUUCUUCAUGGGCUGUCCCACACAGAAGGUGUCAGAGGUCAAUCAUUUCCCGAUCAAACAGCACGGGUCUCUAUCCCUUUGCUACUCCAACUGCUCCUGCCCUGCCAGUGCCUUCAACCCUGUGUGUGGCUCUGAUGGUUCCGAGUAUAUUUCUCCUUGUCAUGCAGGCUGCACCAACUUCACCAAAGACCCCAACAAUACCCACAGGGUUCAGCUAUAUACCAACUGCAGGUGUAUAUCUGGGAGCCAGGGUAAUGCCCGCCCUGCUCCCUGUCCAAACGACUGCCCACAUUUUCUUCUCCCUGUCAUUCUUGUCAUCUCUCUGGCGUCACUGAUUGCCUGCCUCACUCACAACCCCAUGUACAUGAUGGUGCUCAGAUGUGUUCCCUCUGAAGAGAAGUCAUUUGCUAUAGGAAUUCAAUUCUUACUCAUGAGAAUAUUAGCCUGGCUACCUGCCCCCGCCCUCUUCGGGACAGCCAUUGAUACAUCAUGUAUCUGGUGGAAACGUGUAUGUGGAAAGAAGUUUAGCUGUGGUUACUAUGACAACAACAUCUUGAGGAACAGGUACUUGGGCUUACAGGUGGGCUAUAAGGUCAUGGGUAUCUUCCUGCUGAUGAUGCUGGGGUGGAAAGCGAAGCGGAUCCAGGAGUACAGUCUGGAGAAGAGGCCUGAAGGACCACUGUGAUCCUGCUGAGCAUCCCUCUUGAUCCAAGCCUCUGUGUCUCUUAAAGCUUUGCUUUUGUGCUAAACAUGUUGAAGAACAAUGUGCAGAGCAAAGCUGUGUCAGUAGGAGAAAUCCACAGCUAAGACAGGCCUGCACUGACCUCUGUAGGCCCACUACCUGGUGCUUCACUGGUUGGAGUAAAGAUGUACAUUUUUCUAAAGGAAAAUAUUUCUGAUGUUUUUGGACGCUUUCAGGCCUAUGAUAGGAAUUACUCUCACAAAAUGACCUACUUAUUACAAGUUAAGAGAGGACAGCUACAGGACAGCUAUAACAACCUCUCUUGUGUGGUACCUCACAAGAUUUUACAAGCAUCUGAGGCCGUGAUGAGAGUUUAAACAACAGAUAAAUAUCUUUUUGUAUUACUUGUUCCUAUAGAAUAUGAAUCUAUUCAGGUUUCUAUUUCCAAUGGGAACAUAUACUGUAACUAACUGUAUUAGCUUAAUAUUUAAGUUUAUUUUUAUAGAUGUCUGUGUACAUAUAACACUUGAUUUUUAUUGCAAUACUAAUGAAUUUCUUAAGAAUAUUACUCGUACCACAUGCAAUAUUUUAUCUACUGGUGUGGUUAACAGUGGAGUGCAUGAAUGUGUAAUCAUUACUGCAUAAUAUACAGAACAAUUAA
Messenger RNA from Centropristis striata (black sea bass), 2691 nucleotides. RefSeq names its product solute carrier organic anion transporter family, member 2A1 (gene slco2a1). Bases 159 to 2033 code for a protein of 624 amino acids. Lineage: Eukaryota; Metazoa; Chordata; Actinopteri; Perciformes; Serranidae. Gene Ontology annotation, biological process: prostaglandin transport; transmembrane transport; sodium-independent organic anion transport. The transcript has 14 exons. Gene Ontology annotation, molecular function: protein binding; prostaglandin transmembrane transporter activity. Gene Ontology annotation, cellular component: membrane. The record is from RefSeq and is a predicted model, not a curated record.